GGGUUCUAAUAACACUAAUAAUGAUCAGAAUUUAAUCAGCCAUAGUUUACUAAACAUGAGUCAGCAGAUAAGAUCACCGGCAAUGUUCUCCAUCAAAAGAACAGGGUCGCUGAUGCAUUCCGCUAGUAGGACAGCUAGUAAUUUUGGAAAACAGGAAACGAUAUAUGAUUCAAAUAGUCUGGAUUCAAAUGAAAUAGGUAAAAAACUACCAUUCACAAAUGACGAAAGGAUACAGAUAGGAAGUAAGAAAGAAUCUCCAACGGUGCCGAGAAUAAGAAAUGAAAUAGUGGAUAAUGCUACACCUACUGCUCUACGUGAGUUACCGGAAGUUAUAUCAGAUUUGAAACCAGAAGACGAAGAUGAAAUUUCUCAAAAAGAUUUAACUACACAAGCA
This is a messenger RNA of Ogataea philodendri, 394 nucleotides long. RefSeq lists its product as uncharacterized. The transcript has a single exon. The annotation marks the transcript as partial. The record is from RefSeq and is a predicted model, not a curated record. Lineage: Eukaryota; Fungi; Ascomycota; Pichiomycetes; Pichiales; Pichiaceae.